UCUGUCGUCGGUUGCGGCAGCUCUGACAUCUCGUGUCGCCAGCCAACGGAAGUCGUGCAUUGCAAUAUCCUGAACAGCUCUUAUCCUUUGUAGCCCUGCGAGGUGUACUGUCGUGUAACGGUUUCUGUGCCAUUCAAAACGCUUUCACUUUUAAUCUCGAUCCAAGUGCGAGCUACGUGACUCCGCCUCGCCGUCAAUUUCCCUCGCUCUAAUCAACUUAUUGGCUGCGUGUGACCGCUCGCUGCAAAUCCUCUUAAUCAGCUUAGCUCGCUGCGCUCCAGCUCCUGGCCCCAUCCAGGACGCAUUGCUCGCUUUUUUGGCCGUCGGUUAAUUGAAAGUCUGGUCCAGGCAACGCCGCAGCGGCAAUUGACAAUUUCACGGUCCGAUUUAGUGCAGCGGCAGACGCAAACUCCGACGGAAUGAAGCUCGUGGUCUACUGCUAUUUAUCCAUGAUUGUGCUGGGCGUCCAGGCGUGGCCCACCGUGAAGCGCUCCUUUGAGCUGUAUCCGGGCGCAGCAAUGCCCUACACCGAGCACCGAAUCGCAGAUUGCAUGCAUGUGGCCUCGGAGCCAGGUGAUUACAUUUUCAAGAAGUCAGCCGCAGCGCCGCCAGCGGCUCCAUUGGCCGCGCUCAAUUUCAACAGAGAUGCGACGCUGCUGGAGCUGGAGGCGGCCACCAGCGAGCAGUUGGAGGCAGCUGCUGCCGCCGAGUCCGUCUGCGGCCUCUAUGUGAUUGGUGAGCCAGACACGAUUGUCGAGAUAACCAUGAAGCACUAUGACGUCAAUUGCGAAUCGGGUGGCCUGAUGGCGUUUGUGGACGGCUGGGAGCUGAAUGGCGAGUACUUUCCAGCAGUCAAGGAUCAUCAUCGUCUGCUCGAGGAUCGUGUGUUUGAGUUCUGCAACAACAACAAGCAAUGGCCACGCUUUAGCAACAAGAAAUUCUUUCGAUCCAGCCAGAAUGCUGCACUGCUGCAGUACCGCAUACCCACUCGCGGCUCCUUUGUGGCCAACGUGCGCUUCCACAAGAUAUCGCAACCUUGCAACGUACUUGUCCAGGACACCGCCGCCGUCUAUCAGAUGUCAAACUUUGGACACGCUCGCAACUGCACACUCUCCGCCCUCUUUCCGGCUGCCGUCUCCCUGGGAUCUCUGCGCAUUGGCGGCAAGACUGUGCGCGCUCAGGAGAAAGUCAACUACGAUUGCCACCAAUACGAGGAUCGCUUAGACAUUGGUGGCUCGGCUGGGCUGGACACCACCAGCAUGGAGCUGGCCAGUGCCGUUUGCGGCGCCUCCACCGAGCUGGGCCCCGAGCAGGCUGUGUUCUGUGGCGUUACCAGCGUGCGUCUGGUCUCCACCGGCCGCUACCAGAAUCAGGCAGCUGUCAUCGUACGCAAGGCCGACGAGCACGAUCUGGAUAUAGCCACGCUCCUGUGCGCGCUAUAAGUGGCUGACUAAGGAGACGAAGGAAGGGAUGCGGCCGGCACAAUGAUUACAAUUUGAUGUUUGUAAAUAUGUAUGUGGGUGUGGAUGUGUAAGCACGAUGGCACCAGAGAGACAAG
Drosophila navojoa is the source of this 1558-nucleotide messenger RNA. RefSeq names its product corticotropin-releasing hormone-binding protein. Gene Ontology annotation, molecular function: corticotropin-releasing hormone binding. NCBI's taxonomy places the organism in Eukaryota, Metazoa, Arthropoda, Insecta, Diptera, Drosophilidae. Gene Ontology annotation, biological process: hormone-mediated signaling pathway; negative regulation of corticotropin secretion; negative regulation of corticotropin-releasing hormone receptor activity. The record is from RefSeq and is a predicted model, not a curated record.